AAAAAAUGAAAAACAGUAACAUACUAUUACAGUACGAAGAUUUUAUUUGAUUUUGAGUAUAAUUACGUUUUGAUGCAAAUCAAGUCUUCAAACUGUUACUAACAGUUUUAGGGGUACUUGAGUUACUUUACACUAAAGUAACUUGAGUUACUUUAGACUAAAGUAACUUUUUUAGUACUAAAUAAAGUUGAGUACAAAAAAACAUAAGAAUGUUAAGUUAUUAUUGUACUAAACUAAACCUAUUUUUAAGGUUAUAAUAUUUAAAAAAUAUUAAUUUUAUUCUCUAUUUAAAAAUAAAUUUAUAAAACCAUUACAGACAAUGCUCAGUAGAAAAUGCUCAGUAGGUAAUUGUCGUGGAAAUUAUGACAGUGCAAAUGAGCAUGUUAAAGUUUACAAAUUUCCAAGUGACAAAGAAUUAUGUGAAAGAUGGUUAGCAGCUUUACCAAAUAAAAUUCAAUCACCAACAGACAAUAUGGGUGUUUGUGAAAAGCACUGGCCUUUGGGGUGUAGUAUGCACUAUCCAAAAAGAUCUAAAUAUCAGAUUCCAUCAGAUCCUCCUUCACUAUUUCCUGGGUGUUUUCCUUCAAUGUUACGACAAACAGGCAAAACAUUCCGUCAAACAAAUUUUGAAAAAAUUUCAAUUGAAUCAAGAAACUCAUCCUGUGAUGAACUCGAUUCUUUCAGCAAGAUUGAUAAAAUAAAAAAUUUUGAAGUCAAACAGUUUCUUACAGAUGUAAAGCAGCGGUUUCCUGAUUAUUUUGUUGUUACAAAUGCAUUGGAUCUGACUGUUUUUAAUAUGACAUUUUCGCGUCCACCAGAAACUAAUAUUUCUGUUACAAUCAAUACUCACACUCAACAGUUACAUGCUUAUAUCAAACACACACAAAUUCAUUGCAAUGAUAUUUUGGGGUUUUCUCACAAACUCACUCGGUGGUCGCAGUUAGAAGCAAUUAUUUCAAGAAUGAAGUCAUCUAAACCUGAAUUAAGCGAGGAACUAAAACAUUUAUUGCAAGAGAUUGAAUGUAUAUAUGGAGAAAAAUCUGAUGAAAUAAAUUUUUUGAUUGAACAACUACAACUGCAGAUGAUGCCUGUGAGAGGCAAGCGUUACUCUACGCUAGUUGUACGACAAGCUUUAGAACUAUACCUUUCUUCAAGAUGCUGUUAUCGAAUUCUUUGUGAUACACUUUCACUCCCACAUCCAAGAACUCUUAAACUAAAAUUAGGCAGAAUCGGUGAAGUAGGAACACAAAAGGAAUGUGAAGAAUUUAUUAAAACCGUGUUUGAAACAUUAACUUUUUCGGAAAAACGUUGCUGCCUGCUAUUUGAUGAAAUGUAUGUGAAACCAAGUAUACGUUUUCGUGGAUGUCAUUUAAUUGGUUAUAGUGAAGACAAUCCUGCUGAAAUUGCCAAGACAAUUCUUUGUUUUAUGAUUAAGCCAAUGUUUGGAAAACCAGCUUUUGUGUGUCGUAUGGCCCCAGUUUAUAAGCUAUCUGGCAUUUUUGUACAAAAUUUAAUUGUUGAAAUCACACAGACAGUUGCUAAACUUGGUGGAGAAAUUUUAUGCCUUAUUUCAGACAAUCUUCCCACAAAUCGUAGCAUAUAUCAAUUUUUUGCUUUAAGUUUAAAUGAGCCAUGGCUUGGUAAUAUUUGCAACCAAAGUAUAAUCAUGCUUCAUGAUCCAGUGCACUUGUUUAAAUCAAUUCGAAAUAACUGGCUUACAGAAAAAACUGGAACAAUUCAUCUGACACUAAAUAGUCAAUUAUUUAAAAGGUAUUGGAAAGAUUUGGUAAGUUUAUAUGAAAAAGAAAAAAAUAAUGUUAUCAAGUUGACAAAUCUUUCAUACAAAGCUAUUCAUCCAGGUGUAAUUGAUCGACAAAAUGUCACCCAUAUGUGUGCUGUUGUUAAUGAGAAGACUGUAGCAGCCCUUAAAAUUUGUGAUUUUAAAGAGACAAGCGAGUUUCUUGAAAGAAUAUUAUUGAUAUGGAAUUACCUUAAUAUUAAACAAGAAGGUAUGGACAUACGUUUAAAUGAUCCAAAUAGAGCUUCAUACAAAAAUGUAAAUGAUAAACGACUUCAAGAGAUUUUGACAUUUGCUGAAGCUGUUGCAAAAAUGCCAGGAGGAAAGGGCUGGAAGCGGAACAAAUCAUUCACUAGUGAAACGAAAAUUUCUUUGUCGAAUAUGCUUUACGGAAUUGUAGAUUUAAUCUGAAAAUUGCUGAACGAAGAUCAUCAAUAUGUUCUUCCCGGAAUAUUUCAGACAGAUCGGUUAGAAGGAGAAUUUAGAAUAUACAGGUAGUUAAAUAAUUCCUUACCUAUUUAUGAUCAGAUUGAUAUUGUUGUUAUUACAUUUAAGCAGGGUCAGACUGGCACUGAAGGGCCCGGGGGCAAAAAUAAAUUAAAUCCUUAAUCACAUAGUUUUUGGUUAUAAGUAGAAAUAACUUUUAUUUAGAAAUAACUGGUAUUUUGUAACAUCAAAAAUGAUAUUUCAUAGAAAUAACUACCAUAUUUAUUGUAUUGUCUUUUUGCAAAAUUGAUGUAUAUAAAAUAUAAAUAAUUAUUACUAAUUUUUAUGUAUUUUUUGUGGCAGGGGCUCUGGGGUAAAUCCCUCCCAACCCCCCUCACCACUCUGACCCUGCAUUUAAGAACACUAAUUUUCGUAUGUAUCUUUAAAUAAAAUUCAAAUUAUAUAUAGUUUAGAUUUUUU
Messenger RNA from Hydra vulgaris (swiftwater hydra), 2704 nucleotides. RefSeq lists its product as uncharacterized. Lineage: Eukaryota; Metazoa; Cnidaria; Hydrozoa; Anthoathecata; Hydridae. The record is from RefSeq and is a predicted model, not a curated record.